This is a messenger RNA of Jaculus jaculus (lesser Egyptian jerboa), 2838 nucleotides long. It is a transcript of the gene Sobp, whose product is annotated as sine oculis binding protein homolog. Bases 139 to 2775 code for a protein of 878 amino acids. The transcript is spliced from 7 exons. The record is from RefSeq and is a predicted model, not a curated record. Gene Ontology annotation, cellular component: nucleus. Lineage: Eukaryota; Metazoa; Chordata; Mammalia; Rodentia; Dipodidae. Gene Ontology annotation, biological process: animal organ development.
CCCUCCCGGCCCCGGCCCCGGCCCCGCCGGCACCGCUACCUCCGCCAGCUUCGCCACACCAUCAGUACCACCUCCGCCACCGCCACCGCCGGCGGCGGCAGCAGCCAUUUCAUCUCCACAGAAACCAGACACAAAAACAUGGCAGAAAUGGAGAAAGAAGGGAGACCUCCGGAAAAUAAGCGGAGCAGGAAGCCGGCUCACCCAGUGAAGAGAGAGAUCAAUGAGGAGAUGAAGAACUUUGCAGAGAACACCAUGAAUGAACUCCUUGGCUGGUAUGGCUAUGAUAAGGUUGAAUUAAAAGAUGGUGAAGAUAUUGAAUUCAGGAGUUAUCCUACAGAUGGGGAGAGCCGGCAACAUAUUUCUGUCCUUAAAGAAAAUUCUUUGCCAAAACCAAAAUUACCCGAAGACAGUGUUAUUUCACCAUACAAUAUAAGCACAGGCUACUCAGGGCUUGCCACUGGAAAUGGACUCAGUGACUCACCUGCAGGGUCAAAGGAUCAUGGCAGUGUGCCCAUUAUUGUACCUUUAAUCCCGCCACCUUUCAUAAAGCCACCAGCAGAAGAUGAUGUGUCAAAUGUACAAAUAAUGUGUGCCUGGUGCCAGAAAGUGGGAAUCAAGCGCUACUCCCUGAGUAUGGGGAGCGAGGUGAAAAGCUUCUGCAGCGAGAAGUGCUUUGCGGCCUGCCGGCGAGCCUACUUCAAGAGAAACAAGGCUAGAGAUGAAGAUGGACAUGCUGAAACUUUCCCCCAGCAGCACUAUACUAAGGAAACUCCAAGGCUUGCCUUCAAGAAUAACUGCGAACUACUUGUGUGUGACUGGUGUAAGCACAUAAGACACACGAAAGAGUACCUGGAUUUUGGGGACGGGGAAAGACGGCUUCAGUUCUGCAGUGCAAAAUGUCUCAAUCAAUACAAAAUGGACAUUUUCUACAAAGAGACACAGGCCAACCUCCCAGCUGGGCUGUGCAGCACAUUACACCCUCCCAUGGAAAAUAAAGCAGAAGGCAGCGGGGUACAGCUGCUCACUCCAGACUCUUGGAAUAUCCCGCUAACAGAUGCUCGGAGGAAGGUCCCCUCCCCGGUGUCUGCAGCUGGUCAAAGCCAGGGCCCUGGCCCAUCGGCGUCCACCACCGUCUCUCCAUCUGACACCGCCAACUGCUCUGUCACUAAAAUCCCCACUCCAGUGCCCAAGUCCAUCCCCAUCAGCGAGACUGCAAACAUGCCUCCUGUCUCGGUCCAGCCACCUGCUAGCAUCGGGCCUCCGCUGGGCGUCCCGCCUCGCAGCCCUCCUAUGGUGAUGACCAACCGCGGCCCGGUGCCGCUGCCCAUCUUCAUGGAACAGCAGAUCAUGCAGCAGAUCCGCCCGCCCUUCAUCCGCGGGCCCCCGCACCACGCCUCCAACCCCAACAGCCCCCUGUCCAACCCCAUGCUCCCAGGCAUCGGGCCCCCACCCGGCGGCCCCCGGAACCUGGGCCCAACUUCCAGCCCCAUGCACCGGCCCAUGCUGUCGCCCCACAUCCACCCCCCCAGCACCCCUACCAUGCCUGGGAACCCCCCGGGGCUGCUGCCCCCGCCGCCCCCGGGCGCCCCCUUGCCGAGUCUUCCCUUCCCGCCGGUAAACAUGAUGCCAAACGGCCCGAUGCCGGUGCCCCAGAUGAUGAAUUUUGGGCUGCCGUCCCUCGCCCCGCUGGUGCCGCCCCCCACGCUGCUCGUGCCCUACCCGGUGAUCGUGCCCCUGCCGGUGCCCAUCCCCAUCCCCAUCCCCAUCCCUCACGUCAAUGAUUCCAAACCCCCCAAUGGAUUCUCCAGCAACGGGGAGAAUUUCAUUCCGAGCGCCCCCGGCGACUCCUCGGCGGCGGCGGGAGGCAAGCCCGGCGGACACUCGUUGUCCCCGCGGGACUCCAAGCAGGGCUCGUCCAAGUCCACGGACUCGCCGCCCGGCUGCUCCGGCCAGGCCCUGAGCCUGGCGCCCGCCGAGCCCUGCCGCGGCCCGGGCAGCGGCCCCGACGUGGUGGACCUGACCCGGCGCUCCGGCAGCCCCCCGGGCGCGGGGAGCCAGCUCGGUUUCCCCGGCGGGCUGCAGGGCCCGCAGGACGGCGUCAUCGACCUGACGGUGGGCCACCGGGCCCGGCUGCACAACGUGAUCCACCGCGCGCUGCACGCGCACGGCCAGGCGCAGGCGGAACGCGAGCCGGGCGCGGCCGAGCGCAGGACCUGCGGCGGCUGCAGGGACGGUCACUGCAGCCCGCCCGCCGCCGGAGACCCGGGCCCGGGAGCCCCCGCGGGACCCGAGGCGGCCGCCGCCUGCAACGUCAUCGUCAACGGCACGCGCGGGGCCGCGGCGGCGACGGCCGAGGGCGCCAAGGUCGCCGAGCCCCCUCCCGAGCAGCCGCCGCCCCCCGCGCACCCCAAAAAGCUGCUGCCGGCGCCCGAGGAGCCCGCCCUCAACGAGCUCGAGUCGGUCAAGGAGAACAACUGUGCUUCCAACUGCCACCUGGACGGGGAGGCCACCAAAAAGCUGAUGGGGGACGAGGCCCUGGCCGGAGGCGACAAGUCGGACCCGAACCUUAACAACCCCGCCGACGAGGACCACGCCUACGCUCUGCGGAUGCUGCCCAAAGCCGGCUGCGUGAUCCAGCCUGUGCCAAAACCCGCCGAGAAGACGGCCAUGGCGCCGUGCAUCAUCUCCUCCUCGCCCCUGCUUGGCGCCGGGCCCGACGACCUGGAGCCGCCGCUCAAACGGAGGUGCCUCCGAAUUAGAAAUCAGAAUAAGUAAAAAAAAAACAAAAAAACAAAAAGGAACGCUCACUUCCAGGGUACCUUCUUGCGUGGAGAGAGG